AUGCAUAUAAGCACACUGACAAAAAAUCCAAGGCUAUGGCACUCGCGCCAACGCACGUGGGCCCCUCCAUCUGCGCGUGUGGGCAUCGGCGACGCCGGCGGCAGCGAACCACGCGGCAACAACAGCGGCAAAUGCUGGCUCGUGGGUGCGGGCCCUGGGCCCGCCGACCUGCUGACGCUGCGCGCCGUGCGCGCCUUGGAAGCAGCAGAUGUCGUAAUUUACGACGACCUGGGCGCCCAGGAGGCACUUGCCCUGGCGCCCGCCGCGGCGGAGCGUGUGUACGUCGGAAAGCGCGGCGGGCGGCCCUCCAUAAAGCAGCCGGAGAUCGAUCGACUGCUGGUGGACAAGACGCAGCAGGCGCGUGCGCGCGAGCGGGCCCGCGGGCGCCUCUCGGCCAGCCGCGCCAGUGUCCCCGCCCGGCAUUGCCUCGUCGCCUUUGGUCUGGGCUUCCCCGCCCAGCGGAGCCGCGGCGCUCUGGGCGCCGUCGAUGUGUAUGCCGUCAGUCCCUGCCUGUCCCAAGCACACCCUUCUUACUGCGCCCGCGCCCGCCGCGCCGCGCAGGGCCUGCGUGUGGUGCGCCUUAAGGGCGGCUGCCCCUCCGUCUUCAGCCGCGUGUCCAGCGAGCUGCGGGCGCUGGCCGCCGCCGGCUGCGCCGCCGAGCUCGUCCCGGGGGUCAGCUCCGCCCUCGCCGCGCCGCUCUUUGCGGGCUUCCCACUCACCGACGCCGCCGUCGGCCGCAGCUUCGCGGUGACUACCGGCCAUGACGUGGCCGGCACCGACUGGGCGGCGCUCGCGGGGGCCGACACGCUGGUCGUCCUGAUGGGCGGCGCCGCGCUGCCCGAGAUCGCUGAGCGCCUGGUCGCGCUGGGCAAGCCCCGGGGCACGCCGGUGGCGGUCAUCAGGGCGGCAGGCACUCUGGAGCAGCGCGUGUGGCGGUCGCGGCUGGACCGGGUCGCGGCGGACACGGCCGGCCUCAAGCUGUCGCCCUGCAUCAUCGUCGUCGGCGAGGUGGCGGCGGGCGCCGGCGCGGCCGCCGAGCCUGGCCCCCCGGGCGGCGGCGGCGGCGGUGGAGAGGGGUGA
Molecule: messenger RNA, 1080 nt
Organism: Monoraphidium neglectum
Lineage: Eukaryota; Viridiplantae; Chlorophyta; Chlorophyceae; Sphaeropleales; Selenastraceae
Product: uroporphyrinogen III methyltransferase /synthase
Exons: 3
Coding region: 1-1080 (359 amino acids)
Biological process (GO): siroheme biosynthetic process
Molecular function (GO): uroporphyrin-III C-methyltransferase activity
Source: RefSeq, a predicted model, not a curated record